AUGAAGUAUUGGACACAUGGGAAUUGCAUUCUUCCCUUGCAGAUCACAGAGGCCUUGUUAAAGGAAAGAGAUAAGCAAGCAAAAUGGAAUGGGAUCCCCUUACUGCUGCAGAAGCUCUAUGAACAUAGCCAUCCAAACAGCGACUUCUCCCAGUGCCAAAGCAUCUUAAAGGAAAUUUCUCCACUUCUUUCAAUGGAAGCCAUGGCAUUUGUUACAGAGGACAGGAAAGCUGCUCAAGAGUCCACUUUCCCCAAUACAUACACGUUUGACUUAUUUGGAGGAGUCGAUCUUCUAGUAGAAAUUCUCAUGAGACCAACUCUUAUUACACAGAAAAAGAAACAGAAAAUAAGUGAUGACCUCAUCAAGGACUGUUUAAGCAUACUGUACAACACCUGUAUAUGUACGGAAGGUGUCACGAGGCGACUGGCAGAGAGAAACGACUUCGUGUUGUUCCUGUUUACACUGAUGACAAACAAGAAGACAUUCCUACAAACUGCAACACUCAUUGAAGAUAUCCUGGGAGUUAAAAAGGAAAUGAUACAACUGGAUGAUAUUCCCAAUCUCGCAAGCCUUGUGUCCAGCUUUGACCAGCAGCAGCUUGCCAACUUCUGCAGGAUCCUGGCUGUCACCAUUUCUGAGCUGGACACGGGAAGUGAUGACAAGCACACGCUCCUGGCCAAAAACGCCCAGCAGAAAAAAAACCUGGGUCCUUCUCGAGCUGAAAUUAACCAAGCCACGCUGCUGAAUAUUCCUGGCUUCAUCGAGCGCUUGUGCAAGCUGGCCACACGGAAGGUGUCUGAGACCACAGGGACUUCCAGCUUCCUGCAGGAGCUGGAGGAGUGGUACACCUGGCUGGACAACGCACUGGUACUCGAUGCACUGAUGAGGGUGGCAAACGAAGAGGCAGAGCAGAGCAGUACAGAGUCCUCGGAUGAAAGCGGCCUGGCCAACACCUCCACACGGACGCAGCUGCCGCAGUCCAUGAAGAUCAUGCAUGAGAUCAUGUACAAGCUGGAGGUGCUGUAUGUUCUCUGUGUGCUGCUCAUGGGGAGACAAAGGAAUCAGGUUCAUAAAAUGAUUGCAGAGUUCAAACUAAUCCCUGGCCUCAAUAACUUGUUUGACAAACUCAUCUGGAGAAAGCACUCUGCUUCAGCCCUGGUUCUGCAUGGACACAACCAAAACUGUGACUGCAGCCCAGACAUUACUUUAAAGAUCCAGUUCUUGAGGCUUCUGCAGAGCUUUAGUGAUCACCAUGAGAACAAGUAUCUCCUUUUAAACAGCCAAGAACUUAAUGAGCUGAGUGCAAUCUCCCAUAAAGCCAACAUCCCCGAGGUGGAUGCAGUUGUCAACACAGACAGGAGUCUUGUCUGUGAUGGAAAAAGAGGGUUGCUGACCAGACUGCUUCAGGUCAUGAAGAAGGAACCAGCUGAAUCCUCCUUCAGGUUUUGGCAAGCAAGGGCAGUUGAAAGUUUUCUGCGAGGCACCACCUCCUAUGCAGACCAGAUGUUCCUGCUAAAGAGAGGACUCCUGGAGCAUAUUCUCUACUGCAUUGUUGACAGCGAGUGCAAGUCACGAGACGUGCUGCAGAGUUACUUUGACCUUCUGGGAGAACUGAUGAAAUUCAAUAUUGAUGCAUUCAAAAGGUUCAACAAGUACAUCAACACAGAUGAGAAGUUCCAGAUAUUUUUAAACCAGAUCAACAGUUCCUUGGUUGACUCAAACAUGCUCGUGCGCUGCAUUACGCUGUCCCUGGACCGCUUUGAGAAUCAGUCUGAUGCUAAAGUUGCAGAGGUGCUGUCGGAGUGCCGCCUGUUGUCCUAUAUGUCCCAGAUGUCCAUGAGGAUGUCCUUCCUUUUCCGCCUCAUCAACAUUAUCCACGUACAGACACUCACACAGGAGAACGUCAGCUGUUUGAACACAAGUUUAGUUAUCCUGAUGCUGGCCCGGAGGAAAGACAAACUCCCUUUUUACCUGCGCACUUUGCAACAGAUGGAGUACACCGAGAAGUACCCAGGCUUCAUCCUCAACAACUUCCACAGCCUCCUGCGGUUCUGGCAGCAGCAUUACCUCAACAAGGACAAAGACAGCACCUGCUUAGAAAAUAGCUCCUGUAUUAGUUUUACCUACUGGAAAGAGACUGUAUCUAUACUGCUCAGUCCAGACCGGACCUCCCCCUGUGCCAUAGUUAGCUACAUCGACGAGGCCUACAUGGACAUUGACAGGGACUUUUCUGAGGAGUGAGCUGCGCUCCGGCUGCCGCCGGGCCGCGCUCGGAGGGUACCUCUCAGCCCGUGGACUUCAGGGAUCCGCCGUGUCCUGUGCG
Messenger RNA from Indicator indicator, 2323 nucleotides. It is a transcript of the gene TRPC4AP, whose product is annotated as transient receptor potential cation channel subfamily C member 4 associated protein. Gene Ontology annotation, molecular function: phosphatase binding. The coding region runs from base 1 to 2241 and encodes 746 amino acids. Lineage: Eukaryota; Metazoa; Chordata; Aves; Piciformes; Indicatoridae. Gene Ontology annotation, biological process: ubiquitin-dependent protein catabolic process. The transcript has 18 exons. The record is from RefSeq and is a predicted model, not a curated record. Gene Ontology annotation, cellular component: Cul4A-RING E3 ubiquitin ligase complex.